AUGAUUUGUGGCCGACCCGUGCCCGUGCUGCUGCUGUUGCCACAGUUGCAGCCAUCCCGAUGGAAGCAUUUGAUGCCGGAACCCAGAUCGCACUUGCUGCAGCUUCGAAAGACCUUCUGCCAGAAGGCGGACAAGAACUGUGGCCCUCCCAAGCCGAAAGCGGACAAAAAGCCAUCGGGAUGCACAAGCUACAAGAAGGACCCCUGCGAUGAAUCUUCUGUGGCCCCGAAAAUGGAGAAGGAUUGCCAGGCGAAGCCAUCAAAUACGAGGCUCGACAGGAGGCGCAAGUAUUUGGCGGAGAUGGAGAAAAAGAAGGCGAAGAAAGAGCCGCCGAAGGAGCCGAAGCAUUGUGCCAAGCCGAAGGAGGAGAAGGCUUCGAAGGAGAGUGCCUGCGGCCAGGCGAAGCCUAAGGCUUCGAAGGAGAGUGCCUGCGGCCACACAGAGUAUAAGGCUUCGAAGAAGGACUCCUGCAGCAAGCCGGAACCGAAAGCUUCUAAGGAGAGUGCCUGCGGCAAGGCAGAACCUAAGGCUUCGAAGAAGGACUCCUGCGGCCAGGGGAAGGAGAACAAAUCUUCAAAGAAGGACCCCUGUGCCGUAUACCAAAACUUCUUGGACGAUGGCAAGGUGAAAAAGAGCAAACAAACUCAAGAACCAACCAGCGGGAAAUCGGUGGCCAACAAAUCUCCAGCGCCAACCUGUGAGACGGCGGCGGACAAAAUGGCGACGUUGCAACAACAAGAACAACCCGAGAGCCAGAUCGCCAAAGGGGCGCCGUCAGCCAACGAAAUAAGACAGCCAGUGGACUGGAAUGCCAUGGAAAGCCUCUUGAGCUGCAUGGUAACCGGCGUGAAGGUGGCCUGCGUCACCCACGAGAAGCGGAAAAUCUUCGAUAAAUUGGCGGCGGCACGCGACAGAAGGCUGGACCAUGAAGAAGCAGCACAAAACAUGAAAUGCGCAGCCGGUGCCGCCAAGAACAUGCCACCCGAUGCCGAUCCACGGGCUACGAAGUGUCCAGAAACUGAGGGAAAGGGAGAAGAUUCGCGGGACCAUGAAGAGUAG
This is a messenger RNA of Drosophila miranda, 1059 nucleotides long. RefSeq names its product neurofilament heavy polypeptide-like. The record is from RefSeq and is a predicted model, not a curated record. Lineage: Eukaryota; Metazoa; Arthropoda; Insecta; Diptera; Drosophilidae. The coding region runs from base 1 to 1059 and encodes 352 amino acids. The transcript has a single exon.